GGAAGUUACCAGGGCUAUAAGAAUUGAAGCAGGAUCUUUAGUUAGAUCACCUGAAAAGGAGAGAAGUAGUGGAAGACUUCAGAUGGAACUUAAUAGCACUGACAGCAAACCUGACUUCCAGAUGUCAGAGGAAGAAGAUUCUAUUUGGGAUGUUAGAAGAUCUCUAAAAAGGAAAGUGGUGAAACACAGCACUCCAGUGGACUCAGUGUUCUCAAGAAAAAUGCUAUCUCUUUCGGGUCCAAUCAAUCAGUCAAUCAAGGACCAAGAUCUCAGUAAGAGAGCUUGUAUAUCCCCAGUGCCAAAAUCAACUCUAGGAAGGUCAGUAGCUCAACUAUCACUAGCAAGUGUUGAAGCAUACUUCCCUCAUAUGUCUCCAAAAAGGUUUUCAGAAGUAUUUGACUUGCAAGAUUCCAGCAGAGAGAUAAGCCAUAGCUCUCAAGUUGUGUAUUCUAGAAAACGACUUUCCACAGUAUUGGCAUCUGAUGAAUCAAAUGCAGAGGCAAGUGAAAAGGUUGUCUCAAGUGUGGAGACUCAAACUCCCACAAAAGCAUCUGAGAAGUUAGCAGUAACUCCCAAGAGUGGAUCUUCAUGGAUGGUUUCUGGAAUACCAGGAAUAAAAGAUCCUCCAAUGUUGAAAAAGAAGAAAACUGAUACAGCUAUUGUGAGAAAGAAACAAAGAGAAUGGGUGCUUCGCCAACUGAAAAACAUCGAGGAAGCAACAAAACAUGAAUUAACAAUUGAAGAAGUUUGAUCAAACUUUUUGAAAGUAAUGAUGUUUCAUGCUUAUUUUGUGAAUAGCAGAUUCCAAUAAAAUGCACAUUCGACUAAUCUGCAA
Messenger RNA from Tympanuchus pallidicinctus (lesser prairie-chicken), 835 nucleotides. It is a transcript of the gene SYSRN, whose product is annotated as coiled-coil domain containing 201. Bases 83 to 751 code for a protein of 222 amino acids. The transcript has 3 exons. NCBI's taxonomy places the organism in Eukaryota, Metazoa, Chordata, Aves, Galliformes, Phasianidae. The record is from RefSeq and is a predicted model, not a curated record.